Lepisosteus oculatus (spotted gar) is the source of this 3712-nucleotide messenger RNA. The record is from RefSeq and is a predicted model, not a curated record. Lineage: Eukaryota; Metazoa; Chordata; Actinopteri; Semionotiformes; Lepisosteidae.
AGUAGCGAUCAAACGCCUCAUGUAUGCCAGAGGCAGUCAGGUGGUAGUAGGGGUGACCUUUAACUUUAAGAAGCUCUGUGUAAAGGCGUACUCUCUCGUAGGGAGGUAUCGCCCGUUGUGCGCAUCCAUGUGUUUUAAGGCGAUUGUAAUGCAGAUGCUGUCGAUAUCGAGGAGCACAGGCCGGUGAGGCGAGGAGCUGCAGCGAUCGUGAUAAGAGUCGGGCUGUGACACCGCGACAGAUAGGCGCUGGAGCAACUGACAAAAAGUUACAAUGAAACGUAACUUCACAACCGCGGAGAGAAGGGGGAACUGAAGCCAGGGCAAUUUCGUUCUCGUAGCAUGAAGGUGUGCCGUGUGCGCGUUGGAUGAUCGCUGUUUUAAUGAAAUCCAUUCGCAGUCCGUAGGCUGCGUUUAAAAAAAAAAAAUAUGAGCGCCCGGAUUGUGACUCGGGGAUAUAAACGUGGUGUAAUGGACCUGGCGAUCAGAACCCGAGUGAUGUUGCCAGGGACGAGGUACAUCGCUGCCGCCCCAUUUAGGUGCUCGGCUACCGACGGCACAUGGCGGCUGGGCUGGUGUCAACCCCGAGGAAGCGGACCCCUGGGCAGGCUCGGCGGCGGCGGAUCAGCGCUCCCUGGACCCGCAGCCCGGCCGCUGUCCUCCCUGAUCAGCCGCGCCGCCUCCUCUCCUCUGGCCGGUCACCUGUGGGGUGCCUCCCCCCGGAGCCCCUGGAGAACUCCCGGGAGGUCAAAGAGCUACAGCGGCUCGCCUGCUCCCAAGCAGGAGGCGGCCGCCCCCGUAGUGCACACGGACGGGAAGGCCGAUGUGGCGGCCGCGGUGCCGGACGAGAAGCGCGACCGGCAGCUUGCAGAGGACGGGAGACGGCUGUUGCAGCUGGCUUACCCAGAGCGAUGGCGCCUGGCUGCGGCCAUGGGGUUCCUGGCGGUUUCCAGCACGGUGACCAUGUCGGCUCCCUUCUUCCUGGGCAGAGUGAUUGACACGAUCUACGCCAGCCCGGCCCAGGAGCUGGGCGCGUCUCUGACCUCCCUGUGCGCCGUGCUCUCGGGGGUGUUCCUCUGCGGGGCCGCGGCCAAUGCGGCUCGGGUCUACCUCAUGCAAACCUCAGGACAGCAGAUUGUGAGAAAUUUACGAGAAUCCCUUUUUUCCUCAAUUUUGAGGCAGGAGGUGGGCUUCUUCGACAAGACGCGCACCGGCGAGCUCGUUAACCGCCUCUCUGCGGACACCGCCCUCAUCGGGCGCGCCGUCACUGACAACCUCUCGGACGGCCUCCGCGCUGUGGCUCAGGCCACAGCCGGGGUCGGCAUGAUGUUCUUUGUGUCGCCCAGCCUGGCAGCAUUUGUGCUGAUGAUCAUACCCCCGCUGGCUGCGCUGGCCGUCGUCUAUGGGCGGUACCUGCGCUCACUGUCUCAGCGCACGCAGGACUCGCUUGCUGAUGCCACUCAGCUCGCCGAAGAGCGGAUCGGCAAUUUAAGAACGGUGCGAGCGUUUGGGAAAGAGUUCGUGGAAGUGGACAAAUACGUGGAAAAAAUCAACUAUGUCCUCCAGCUGGCCAGGAAGGAGGCCGUGGUUCGGGCUGGCUUCUUCGGGGCUACGGGGCUGAGUGGGAACCUGAUCGUGCUCUCUGUGCUCUACAAGGGGGGCUUGCUGAUGGCCAGUGAGCACAUGACCGUUGGAGAGCUCUCCUCCUUCCUCAUGUAUGCCUUCUGGGUAGGGGUGAGCAUUUCAGGUCUAAGCUCCUUUUACUCCGAGCUGAUGAAGGGGUUUGGAGCUGGGGUGCGACUGUGGGAGCUGUUGGACCGGAAGCCUGAGUUUCCUCUCAAUGAAGGAAUCGCGCUGAGGCCGGAGCAGCUGAAGGGGGAGCUGGAGUUCCGCGACGUGACGUUCUCGUACCCGACCCGCCAGGACGCGCCCGUCUUCCGCGGCCUCAGCCUGUCUGUGCCCGCCGGCUCGGUGAUGGCGGUCGUGGGCCCCAGCGGCUCGGGGAAAUCGACUCUGGUGUCGCUGCUGCUAAGACUCUACGAUCCGGAUUCCGGUGUAAUUGCUGUCGAUGGUUAUGAUAUUCGGGAUCUGAAUCCAUACUGCCUACGGAGCAACAUUGGGACUGUGAGCCAGGAGCCCGUGCUCUUCUCCGGCUCCAUCGCGGAGAACAUCGCGUACGGCGCGCCGGACCCCUCCCGGGUCUCCGCCCAGGACAUCCACAGGGCCGCCCAGAUCGCCAACGCCCACGGCUUCGUGCAGCACUUCCCCAGGGGCUACGACACCAUGGUGGGGGAGAAGGGGAUCCUUCUGUCAGGUGGUCAGAAACAAAGAAUUGCAAUUGCUCGAGCUGUGCUCAAGAACCCCAAGAUACUUCUACUUGAUGAAGCCACCAGCGCUCUGGACGCAGAGAAUGAGUUCCUGGUGCAGGAGGCCCUGGACCGGCUGAUGCAGGGGCGCACGGUGCUGAUCAUCGCCCACAGGCUGUCCACCAUCCAGAACGCCGACGCGGUGGCCGUCCUGGACCAGCGGCGCGUGGUGGAGUGCGGCCGGCACGAGGAGCUGCUGGCCAACAGGCAGGGCCUCUUCAGGAAGCUGGUGGAGAAGCAAGCGUUCCUGCAGAACAGCCAGAAGCACGUGGUGGUGGAGUAACGUCAGUGCAGGAGAGGGAGAACUUCUGUGGCCAGUGUGGUCAAAGCUCUCAUCACAGGGAAUCCAGAUUGCAGCUCUUUGACUUAGGUAUUUGUUUUUCUAUCUGUUCUGCUGUCCCUUCAACUUUGAAAAUGCCAUAUUGUGUUCUGAAGAAAAUUGUCAAUUAAAAAUAUACUGAACCCAUUUUUACAUCAAAUCAUAAUUUUCCCUGUGAAACAUUCAAGGAUUUUAGUGUUUUGGCAGGCAAACAUUCCUGUUUAGCACGCUGAAUUUCAGUACACCAACAUUAAGUUCUUUUAUCAAGGAUUGGUUGUAAUUUUAGAUAUACUGCAUGGUAAGACAAUAAAUUAAAUCACAGAAACUGGUGUGGGCUUUUAAAAAUAACUGCCACACAUAAAGCACAAGAUGUAUUGGAGUAUUAUUGUGUUUCUUAAUGUGUCACAAUCUUAACUACUGCGAAGGCAUGCCAUAAGAUACUACAUAGCUCACGUUCUGAAACUGUGAGGUUUAUCAUUUAAUAUGUGCGUGUGUAUUUAGAUUUUCUAAAUUAAGGAUAAGCAAACUGUAAAUGAAACAAACACGAUAUCAUGGUAUAUAUAGGGUACAGUCCUGUUUAGGGAAUGUUAUUUGUUUACAGCUUCUAUGUAUUGAUUGGCAUUUGUACCAUAGUUAUGGUUCUGUAAUGAUAUUGUUCAUUUUUAUUUUUGGAGUGUUUUGUACUUUAUGUGCAGUUUUUCGUUUGUUUAAAAUAUUUCAGAAGACACUUGAUAUUCAUGAUGUAAGUACCAUACAGUUCAAUGAGGAACGAACCCAGACUUGUUGUAUUGGGUCAUGUGAGUGAGAGCAGACUGACGGGAGGUCCUGAGCUCUUCUGGAUCCUGACUCAAGCUUAUAAACAGCAGAGGCGGGGGCUGGAGCAAUACUGCAUCACUAGCAGAAUCAAGUCAAACCAGGACUGCGAAGCUUCCCUUCUGGCAAAGAGCCAAACCAGAAAUGAGAUCCUGAAGGGAUUGUUAGCAGUUUCUUUCAUUUUGUUAUUGUUUAUUCUCUUUUAAGGCUGUUUCAA